AUGCACAUUGCUAUUUGGAACAUAAGAGGAUUUAAUAAAUCCUCUAAACACAAGAUAGUGAGACAGUUUAUUCAAGAUUACAAUCUCUCAUUGUUGGGUCUUCUGGAAACUAAAAUUCCUGGUAGUAAACUUCAAAGUUUGACUAUGAAAAUAACAAAAGACUGGAAGUGGAUUUGUAAUGUUCAUGAAGCUGGUAAUGGAAGGAUUUGGUUACUGUGGGAUAGUGAUAUUCUUACAAUGCAAGAUACAAUCUUAACAGACCAAUACAUUACCUGUUGGAUAGAAUCCAGAGAUGGUAAAUUCUCCAGCUUAUGUACUAUUGUUUAUGCCCACAAUCAAAUGACAAGCAGGAGAAUUCUUUGGAGUGAUCUUUUGACUUUUUGUACUAUUGUUUAUGCCCACAAUCAAAUGACAAGCAGGAGAAUUCUUUGGAGUGAUCUUUUGACUUUUAAAAAUAAUGUUACUGGUCCCUGGGUUAUUGGAGGGGACUUCAAUGCGAUUACUAGUUAUGAUGAGAAGAUAGGAGGUGUAUCUGUAUCAGAAUCUGAUAUUGAGGAUUUUCAAAACUUUAUCAUUUCCAGUCACCUUCUUCAUUUGAAAUCUACUGGAUGCUACUUCACUUGGAACAAUAAGCAAAAUGCAGAUACAAGAAUUUGGUCCAGAUUAGACAGAUGCUUAGUAAAUGAAGACUGGAUUCAUCUAUAUACAACAAGCCAAGUUGAAUAUCUACUACCUAGCUGUUCUGAUCACUCUCCUGCUCUUCUAACCAUUGAAGAUGAUAUUAUAACUGGUAAGAGGCCAUUCAAAUUCUUCAACAUGUGGGUAAAGCAUCCUGACUUCAUGUCUACAGUCAAAGCUAUUUGGGAACAAAACAUAGAUGGUUUUAAAAUGUACAGUUUCCAUUCCAAGCUCAAAAUGCUAAAGACUGCUCUUAAAGAUCUAAAUAAGAAGCACUAUAUGAAUAUUAGUGAGCAAGUUCUUAGAGCAAAAAAUAGCUUAACUGAAGUUCAAGGGCUACUGUCUGGGGAUCUUUUCAAUCCUGAUCUGAUAAGAAGAGAAAAAGAUUGUAUCAAAAAAUAUGAAAGGCUUCUGGACUGUGAAUCAUCUUUUUACAAGCAGAAAGCAAACAUUGAUUGGUGUCUAGAUGGGGAUAAAGGUACUAAAUUCUUCCAUUCCAUCAUGAAAAAGAAAAGGCAUCAAAACAGAAUUAUAUCUCUUUAUACAGAGAAUGGGAUUAGGAUCACUGACAGUGCUGAUAUUGUUACUGAAAUUGUGGAUUAUUACAAAAAUUAUUGGGGACUUCAAUUCAAACAGUUCAUCCUGAUCCAAUGGUUAUUGCAAAUGGCCCUCUUCUAUCUUCUGAUCAAAGUCAUGAGCUGA
Messenger RNA from Asparagus officinalis (garden asparagus), 1380 nucleotides. RefSeq lists its product as uncharacterized. Gene Ontology annotation, molecular function: catalytic activity. The record is from RefSeq and is a predicted model, not a curated record. The transcript has a single exon. Lineage: Eukaryota; Viridiplantae; Streptophyta; Magnoliopsida; Asparagales; Asparagaceae. Bases 1 to 1380 code for a protein of 459 amino acids.